GCCGAGCGCUGCGCUCGGCCGGCGUGCCUCGCGCCCUAACGGGCGGCCGGGGGCGCCAAUCAGCGGGCGGCAGGGUGCCAGCCCCGGGGCUGCGCCGGCGAAUCGGCGGGGCUCGCGGCCCGGGGUGGGAGGCGGGUCUACCGCGCGGCCGCGGCGGCGGCGGAGCAGCUCCCAGCCAGCAGCCAGCGAGCGCCGAGCGAGCCGCCCGGAGCCCCUCAUCCCAUUCGGAAGAGGAAGGAACAAAAGGUCCCGGACCCCCGGCUCUGACGGGGCGGGACCCGGAGCCUCGGCGCUCAGGUUAGAUAGAGAAGCGUCUUUUCUCAGUGUGGGUUGCGGCCUUUGGUAAGAGCAUGUCGUCCAUCUUGCCCUUCACUCCGCCAGUCGUGAAGAGACUGCUGGGAUGGAAGAAAUCAGCCGGUGGCUCUGGAGGAGCGGGUGGAGGAGAGCAGAACGGACAAGAAGAAAAGUGGUGUGAGAAAGCGGUUAAAAGUUUGGUGAAGAAGCUAAAGAAAACAGGACGAUUAGAUGAGCUUGAGAAAGCCAUCACCACUCAGAAUUGUAAUACUAAAUGUGUUACCAUACCAAGCACUUGCUCUGAAAUUUGGGGACUGAGUACACCAAAUACGAUAGAUCAGUGGGAUACAGCAGGCCUUUACAGCUUCUCUGAACAAACCAGGUCUCUGGAUGGCCGUCUGCAAGUGUCUCAUCGAAAAGGACUGCCACAUGUGAUAUACUGCCGAUUGUGGCGUUGGCCUGACCUUCACAGUCACCAUGAACUCAAAGCCAUUGAAAACUGCGAAUAUGCUUUCAAUCUUAAAAAGGAUGAAGUAUGCGUAAACCCUUACCACUACCAGAGAGUUGAAACACCAGUUUUGCCUCCGGUAUUGGUGCCACGGCACACCGAGAUCCUGACCGAACUGCCUCCCCUGGAUGAUUAUACCCACUCCAUUCCAGAAAACACUAAUUUCCCAGCGGGAAUUGAGCCACAGAGUAAUUACAUCCCAGAAACGCCACCUCCUGGAUAUAUCAGUGAGGAUGGAGAAACGAGUGAUCAACAGUUGAACCAAAGUAUGGAUACAGGAUCUCCAGCAGAACUGUCUCCUACUACUCUUUCCCCUGUUAAUCAUAGUUUGGAUUUGCAGCCAGUUACUUACUCAGAACCUGCAUUUUGGUGUUCAAUAGCAUAUUAUGAAUUAAACCAGAGGGUUGGAGAGACCUUCCACGCAUCACAGCCCUCACUCACUGUAGACGGUUUCACAGAUCCAUCCAAUUCAGAGAGGUUCUGCCUAGGGUUGCUCUCCAACGUCAACCGAAAUGCCACCGUAGAAAUGACAAGAAGACAUAUAGGAAGAGGAGUACGCUUAUAUUACAUAGGUGGAGAAGUUUUUGCAGAGUGCCUAAGCGAUAGUGCAAUCUUUGUGCAGAGCCCCAACUGUAAUCAGAGAUACGGCUGGCACCCGGCAACAGUGUGUAAAAUCCCACCAGGCUGUAAUCUGAAGAUCUUCAACAACCAGGAAUUUGCUGCUCUUCUGGCUCAGUCUGUCAAUCAGGGUUUUGAAGCCGUGUAUCAACUAACUAGAAUGUGCACCAUAAGAAUGAGUUUUGUGAAAGGGUGGGGAGCAGAAUACCGAAGGCAGACGGUAACAAGCACUCCUUGCUGGAUCGAACUUCAUCUGAAUGGGCCUCUGCAGUGGUUGGACAAAGUGUUAACUCAGAUGGGAUCCCCUUCAGUGCGUUGUUCAAGCAUGUCCUAAAGCCUCGGCACCAGUCAAGCGCCAUCAAAAGACUUAACGUAACAACUCUUCUGUCAUAGUAUUUGUGUGUGGUCCCCACGGACUGUUUACUGUCCAAAAAUUCCAGAGAGAAAACAGCACUUGAGGCCUCGUCAAUUAAAGCACCUUGUGGAAUCGGUUUCCUAUAUUCGAAUAUUAGAUGGGAAAAUUAGUGUCUAGAAAUACCCUCCCAUAAAGGAGAAAGAGAAGAUUUUAAAGACUUGACUGAUGUCUUGUUGGGCCUAAAACUGAGUGUCCCAAAGGUUUAUUAAUAACAGUAGUAGUUAUGUGUACAGGUAAUGUAUCAUGAUCCAGUAUCACAGUAUUGUGCUGUUUAUAUACAUUUUUAGUUUGCAGAAAUUAGGUGUGUGUGUGCUGCUUCUUGAUUUAGGCAAGCCUUUAUAAAGUUACAGUACCUAAUCUGUUAUUCCCACUUCUCCGUUAUUUUUGUGUGUCUUUUUUAAUAUAUAAUAUAUAUCAAGAUUUUCAAAUUAUCAUUUAGAAGCAGAUUUCCCUUGUAGAAAAACUAAUUUUUCUGCCUUUUACCAAAAAUAAACUCUUGGGGGAAGAAAAGUGGAUUAACUUUUGAAAUCCUUGACCUUAAUGUGUUCAGUGGGUCUUAAACAGUCAUUCUUUUUGUGUUACUUACUGCUAAAUCUCACUGUAACGAAACUUUGCAGAAAAUCUUCCCAGACCUCUUCUCCAUCCCCGCUUUUGCCCUGAUACCAAAACUGUGUAGCAUGACAUCCAUCACUGAAAUGGUGGCACUGAUACUGCCAGCACCAGUUAAUUCUGGGGCACAGUGCGAAUUCAUAUGGAAUAAACCCCUCCGUCUCGCAGCGAAUUUCAACGGAUAGUAAUUGACUUGCGUAACCAAGCAGUCUGGUGAUUUAUCCUUGCACCUCAUAAAAACGCAAAUGGCAGUAUAAUUGUUUUCAGGGAUAUGCUACAGUUAUUUCACUAUAUUUAUCCUUUUUUUUUUUUUUUUUUUUUAAAGCCAGUCUCUAGAUACAAACACUCUUUUUUUAAAAGCUAUUUUAAAAUACUUCAAUAGCAGACCUAGGGCUCUUUGAGUUUCGUGUGAUUUAGUCACCAGGUUGUAUUAUGAAAUGGACCUUUUUGUAAAUGUAAUUGCUUCUGCACAAUACCCACAAAAGUGAUGCUGAGGUAUGAUCAGCAGAUAAGGGCCAUUUGUUUUUAAAGUAUGUUGUAUUAAAUUUAUAAAGUGUUAUUUUACCUAAUUGUGAAUUGAGAAUUUUAAAAAUUGGGGGAGAAGCAGUUUAGCAAGCUUUUUUAGCUUAUAAUUACCUACAGUCGGAGGUGUUCUUAACUAAUCCUGAAAAUGUGGUUGACUAUUAUACCCGCUGACGUUUUAUGCUCUGCCAUGAGAGGAGGUUCCAGACGCUCUGUUUGUAGUCCAUGCAGCAGCAGAUAAUCCUUACGUCUAAUGUUAAGUCUGCAGUUUAAACAGUUCUUGUUUGCGUCUCUUUAGAAGUGGGAAACAGCCACUCCUGACCCCCUUCUAGUAAAUUUUCAUAUUUUUGAAGAUAGACACCUUUGGUACUUGUUCUUUGAAACCAUAUUUAGCUGUCUCUGUAGGUAUCCUUUUCAGGACUCUCAGUAUUUGAUUGUUUUCUAUUAGAUAUUCCCCCAUUUUCCUGUAUUUGUGUGUACACGUAUGUGUUCAUGUAAACCUGGUAUGGUAAUUUUUUAUUCUUUCAACGAAUACUUACUGUUCACCUGUUACGUGUGCCAGGAACUCUCUUUGCCUUGGGUAAAGGUGAACAAGACAAAUCUGGUCCCUGCCUUGGCUGAGACAUCAGUUACUGUGACCCUUAAUGAGCUUAUUUGUCUAUGAAGGAGAUAAACAGGGUACUGUGGUAGAGCAUGGCAGGGAAGGCUUCUCUAAGGAAGUGAUGCUCGAGCUGACAUUUGAUGUGAGAAGGGAGUAAGCCAUGGCGGGGAGCCAGGGAGAUCGGCCUUCCUGGCCAAGAGAACGACGUCAAAUGCAAAGGCUCAUUUUGAAGGAAACUCACUAUUAAAUAUUAAUGCUUAUGUAGAAGUCUCUGCACAGAUCCAAACUCGAGGAUCAGAAGGGUUCUAUAAUUUGUAAGAGUUGAGGGUGGCCUUACUUUGUGACAGAUGGCUUCGUGUGUUCAGGUAUGACCACUGUCAGGCUGGCUGGAGAUAACCCAGACCAGCCUCUGCCCCUUUGGAAGAGUUGAGCUUACUUGAGAACUUGGGGUGAUGUUGGGGAGCAGUUCCAGGGACAGAGAACAACCUUGAAAGUGGUAGACGGUCCUGGUAAUCAGCUACUCGUGCCAGCUCUAGCGUCUCAGGAGUGAUGACAUCUCUGCAACCGUGUUGGGAUUCUUCUCUGCAACAUUAAACUGAGACUCAGCUCUUUGGAAAUACCUGUAGUACUGGGACCUUGCACCUGUCGGGCAGUUGACUCUGUUGGCGUUCGAUGACUUUACGUGCUUUUUAAGGAGAUGCUGUGUUUACAUUCUGUUUUGUCUGCUGCGGCCUAAUUUUUGUUGGUUCCCUGCCCCCCCUCCCCUCAUUGGGGUUGUUUUCAUUCUUCUGAGUGAUAAGUUCUCCUGUCUGUUGAAUUUUGUCUUUAUUUAAGUUAGCAACAUUAUUUAGAAUUCCCCCUCCACAGCGCCGGUGAUUUUCUCUGUUUCACAUGAGAACUGAGUGAACAUAUUUUCUGUCACAUUUCUAAGAUGGAUGGUGGUUUGCACAGCAGAGUCCAUAGAGAGACGUUGUAGGGAAUCAGAGGCUGGUGACGUUCCCACUGACUUUGGUUUAACCAGUGGCAGCUUCGUUUUUAUCCUAUAAUGGAGUUCUAUUAUAGAUUUCUUUUUAAAAAAGAGUUUUACUGCUUUAAAAAAAAAGUUGAAAAGUCUGUGUAAGCACUGUUUAGGAUUAGAACACAUGACUGGACUUCGGCCCACUUUUUUGGAACAACCCUACCUGUGUUCUUUUCUCCUACUUCAGGGAACCUUCCUGAUUUGGUUUGAGCUACGCCAGUUAUAUUAAUUAUACAGUAUGCUAUCCAUUAAUUCCGUAAACAUUUACUGAUGUCUGCUCUUUAUCCAGCCACGGUGGAAGGUGCUCAGUAGUGAAAAGAUGACUGGGAUUUAGUCCUGGCCCUCAAGCUGUGGAGUUAUUACUCCUUCUCUCAGGACCUGCCACUUUGCCAGAAGGAAAACUGCCUAAUUUUUCUCAAAAGCUAAAUAUUCGUAUUCUGUACUCUUAAUUCUGUAUCCCAAGUAUAUAAUUGCAAAUUGUUUAAUACCUAGUUUGUUUGUUUAACUUUAAACCAUAUCCAACUUUGCUUGAUUCUUCUGCCUUUAAAUGUGUCCGAUUUUCUCCUUUGUUAAAAUUACUUUAAUUUCAGUUUAUUUGUGCCUUUUAGGUCAGUUUUAAUGAAGACUAAGACACUGAAGGUGAAGAACAAUCAGUCUGGUCUCUUGCUAAUUGAAAUCAAGGAAAGGAUUAUAUAUACCCAGUUGGUUUCUCUACCUCUUCCAAAAGAUGUCCAAAUAUACCUUUAAGAUCUGUCUCCCCCCCCCCCCCCCGCCCCCCGCAAAAAUGCUUUUGAGCAUUUAUUCAGUAAUCAGCACCCUCCCCAGUCUGGUUGAUGGUGAGUUAUAAAGUAACGCAAGAGAAUGUUCACUUUGCUUAAAAUUUGCCUUUAUGUCCACUUGCUUUCAUGGCUAUACAUGAUAAUUUCACAGACUGCCCCCUUCCACACCAUCUCCUCUGUCUCUGUAGAUAACUAGGUAGUCUGUGGACGUAAGCAACAUGUGAUCUUUUCUCUUACUCUGAUCCAACUCACCAGUGUUUAGACGUGACAAAUUUUUGCCCAGUUUCUUUCCUUCAUGAGCUUUACUCUGCUAAAUUCUUGAUAAUUCAUCAACUGAAUUGUAUCCUUCCUCCCUUUCUCAUGACAGAACGUAUCCCUAGUGGUCUUGCUGGCUGCCCUCUUGCCAACCAUGUUUUAUCUGCAGACAUCAGAAUGUUUCCAUUGACCUUUACUAAAGACCAAAAACGAUGGUGCUUUUCAUACCCAGGGUCCUAAUUCACCAUGAAGGUUGAUGUUGUUCCAGUUGGUCAAUCACUUAAAUCUUAACAGAUGGCUGAGAAAUUCUCUCCAGUUAAAUGUCUUUGUGACUAGUAAAUAGCAUGAAUUACAGAUUCUAUUUUAAAUUAUGUUUAGGAUUAGGAGCUUUUCCAGCAGUUGCAACCAAUGAUUUUCCUCUAACACCAGCCCAUUUCCACCUUGGAGCGUAUUGGGUUGUUGUUAGUACAAUCAAGAGUAAUGAUGAUAGUGAGUGGUCUCUAGAGGUGGUCAGAAUCCUACUGUUGAGUUCCUUUUAUGUCUUUUCAAGCUUUCAUGAAUAUUUUAUGUGUUCAGACUACCUUUUAUGUGUGGGGAUUGAGGGACAAAUCAUCUCUUGGAGUGGAAUUCCUGUGUUUGGAGCCUCAACCAGGAAACGUCAGCUAUACUAGAUAUAGACAGCCUCAUGAUAGCCUUUAUGGUAAGAACUUGUCUAAUUUCUUGAAUAAUUUCUUGUAAUUUUUUGAAUAGGAAUGGUUUUAUCUUGGAUAUUAUAGCUAACUUUAUAUAUAGCAUAACUGCCUUAAAUCUUUUUAGUAGGAAAUAAAUUCUAUUGUGUGUGUGUAUGGAUUUAUAGAUACAUACACACUCCUAGGAAAACCUUAACAGUAGGGGUCAUUUAUCUGCUUACAUUUUAGCAUCACGGAGUAAUUCUGUUGUUUAAAUCUCAGAUCUCACUGAGAGUUCCUUAAUUUGCUUGCAGACAUUUUCUUUUCAGACCUUCGGAGUAAUUUAUUUAUUCUGCCAGAGUCCUGAUUGGUGGUUUGGUUAGUAUGCCAUUUUUAGGCAGCUUGAUAAUGAAGAAUCAUAACUGGAAUUCUUUAACAUCAAGUAAAACUACGAUAGACACCCAUUGAUUAAAUUAUUAUACGUCAAGUGGUCUCUGGAAGGUACUAGAGUAGGGUUAACUUUUUUUUUUUAAGUGUCAGAUUGCCAUCCUCUGUUUUCGUCUUAGCUUAAGAUUGCUGAGCUGCUUAAGAUACCUGGGAGGUAGCACUACCAAGUUAAGUUCUCCUGUAGUUAAGGGCAGCCUGAAGGUGGUUCAGACCUGACUUUCUUAGCUGUGCUCAACAGAAAUGGAUUUUCCAAAGUUCUUUGGGUCAUCUCUGAUUCACAGACUCCUGACCAGAGUGUGUUAGCCUAAGUUAACUUCAGUGUCCAUUGGUUUGCUGCCAUGAGAUCUGUAAUAGACCACACAUUUCAAGCACUGGUGGAGACAGAAGGGCCCUUGGAAGAAUAAUACUGCUGUUGAUGGGAGUGAGAAGGAUUCGUUAGCACCACACAAAGGACGUAUAGAUUUUUCUCCAAAAAAAAUCCUGCAAAAUCAUCUUCUCCUACCCUUCAAAAAAAAAAAAAAAGAAAGAAAGAAAGAAAGAAAGAAAGAAAGAAAGAAAGAAAGCUCUUUGUUUCUCCAGAAUGUUCAGUGAGAAGUUAAGGAUUUACUUCCUAUUUCUAAUCAAAGAUGAUCAUUUAUUGAACCAUGAAAUCCAUAAUAUACCGAUAUAAGAACAAAAGUGAAGUCUUAGACCUCGAAAAAUACUUCAUUAUGUAUUUUGCGUUUCACACUCCACUUUUCUUCUUUCUCUCUGUGGCUUUAAAGCUUUUGGCUAUUUUACACUGUUAGUCACUAGAUAACUUGCCAUAUUUCUGGUUCUAUAUUAAGUUCUACCCUUUACAAUGCCGUAGCAGAAAGUUGAUUCUCAGCAUCUGUCUGUAGGGAUAGAAGUCUUACUAAAAGUCUCUUCCAAAGAGAUUUUCAUUUUCCUUUUUUCAGUAAGUCCCUUAAGAAAUAUGUCGGUCUCGUUAUUCACGUUCUUGGAUUGUUCAAACAAAAGAGUACAUUGGUGAGAAUAGGGUGCUUUUCUGGUGAAUGUAUGUACCUGCUUUAAGAAUGUAUUCAUUUGUUGGUUUGUGUAACUACCAUACACACAGAUUAAUUUAAAUUGGGGGAAAUCAUCACAUGUAGCAAGUAGGUAAUCUGCAUAGAUUUAAUUUUAAAAAUCCUGUUUCUUGGCAAGACACAGAACCCAAAUUGGUCACUUUUUAGACCAACUUUACCUCAGGCUUCAUUGUUGCUUUUCUGACCCUGACAUUUAAGGCAUAAAUAUUUAUAUCUUUUUAUUAGCGAUAGUGAAGCUGUGACACGAACCAUUUUUACACAAGAGGGCAAAACAAGAAAAACUAGAGAUUACGCCGAAAGCAGAUGUGCAGUUGUUGAACUAGAUCACAGCGUUGUAGGCAAAAUAAAAAUGUUCAUAUCUGAGAAUACUCUUUGCCAUCACUUCCCAAGGCCAGACCUUCUGGCAGAACGCUGUAAAAAGUAACAAUUCCGGGCCUUUGUAAUCUGAGGGGAGUAUCUCCAGUUGGCAGUCUUUCCAAUAUAUGAAGCAAGAAUGUGGGAAAUAGUUGGCAAAGAGUGUUUUCACCUAAAAAAAGAAAAUGAAAAGACAUAUAAAACUGAAUUAUUCAUUUAGCUCUGAAAAUCUCAGAAAGAUUCAGUGAAAUACUAUAUAACUGGACCAAACGAGAAGAAGCUUUAGAGGAUUUGUCUGAAAACAGGUUUCAAGAAUGAACUUUUAUACACUGACCACUAAUUUGCUUAGGUACCACCAACUGUUCUUAUAAUGGACACCAUUAAAUAAAGAAUCCAUGGACUUCUAGGAGCUUGCCAUAAGCAAUGCCCUAAAAGUGUUUUUUGAGCUGAUGUCCUCAUAGGUAGCUUUACGAUCUUGAAAAUUCUUACCUUCUACCUAGGGAUACGAGGGGAAGAGUGAGCGGUGUUCUCAGUGUGACCGACGGCCCUGGGACACUUGGGACUGAGGUGUUCCCUGCAUACAGGACUUUCAGUUCCAAACCUGGGAAAGUUCUGGGUGCGCCGGGAAGAACUGUCACCCUAGGUGUUCUUACGACUAGCCCUCACUCCCUAAAACAUUGUGAUGGUUACAGUUAAGUUCAGCUGCCUUAGGGCUUGUCAACAUUGCUGAGACUUGGAUGUGUGUCCUCCAGUCACUUACUACUGUGGACGGAAUGUGAGAUUCAUAACAAAUAACAGCAAAUGGCACCAACGAGGUGGUGAGACUUCACACUUAGUAAUCCAGGGAAGGUAACCAGGGGGCUAAUGAAACAGAAGAGGCAACUAGAUAGCUAAGUUCUUCAGAACCUGUGUGUAUAUGGAAGUACAAAUCAUGUCUUUAUGGGGUUAAAGCUAAUCUGAGAUUUACAUGUUUCACAGUAAGAGAAAACUGAGUGGUAUUGUGGAUUUCUCCUCGCUUGAGAGAAAAUACGGCCUUGGAUGCUCUAGCCUCUGCUACAUUCUGCAGACUGUCCUGCUCAAGAGGCCAGAAUGUAGUGUUGAUUCUCAGUGACUGUUGUAUUGAGAUUACUAAAUGCAUCGGCCAAUGGCAGGGGAAGAAAGUGGGUGUCCGGAUCCAGACUGAGCGGUGCCCUCAGUUUUGGUAGCCCCCUACCCCUCAGGUGUUUACCAGCUAGAGCGCCAAGCACGGGAGGUGAGAUUUUUCUAAUACAGCAUUAAUUUUGUAAUGCAACAUAUGAGGGAUGCAGUCUGUCGUCGUUUCCCUGUGGUAGUCCUCGGAGCCUGCGUCCUCUGUGCACUGUGAUGUAGAUGGUAGGUGUGUUCUUUGUAAGCUUUAAUCCUAUGGUUGUCAAAAGUAUGAUGUGGUUCCAUUUUUUUCUUUUUUAAACGAUGAGCUGAGGCUUUAUUGCAGCUGGUUUUCAAGUUAAAAUUGUGAAAUACUGAUUUCCUUCCCCUCGCCCACACCAAAUAUUUUAGUCUAUUUAAAGUACAAAAAAAAAAAAAAUAGUUCUACUUAAGAAAACAUUGCUUAAAUGUCCUGUGAUUUCUGGUCAAUUUUUAUAUAUAUUUGUGUGUGUCUGUAUGUGCUCUCACUUUUUACCUUGUUUGCUCUCUACCUGUGUUAACAGUACUUUCACCAUUGAAAGGUGAACAUUUUUCCUAGCAUUAAAGAAAAAAAGCCAUUUGAGUUGUUUACCAUGUUAUUAUGGGACUGAUUCUUAAUUGUUUUAAUUGAUUUUAACUUAAACUGAUCUUUCUUAGAGGGGAUUAUAUUUUGCUGUCCAUGCCCUAAAUUAUAUGGAAACAAAAAAAAAUUGUGUGUGUUUCACAUAAUGGCAGUAUGAUACGAAGAGUUCAUCUUUUUCUUUAAGUUUUGUAUAAAAAGUUUAUUCUACUCCCCUGGCAGACAGAUACACACUGCUUGAUAUUACACCCCACAGCACACCCAUAACACAUACCCCCCCCAGUGCCGGUAAGUUACACGGUUUAGUUUCUUUCAGAGCCUGCUUGUGCCAAAUUAAUGAUCUCCAAUACGUAUCAACUGCUGUAAACAAAACAGACUAGAAGGGGAAAUUCACAUUUACUCUCAAAAUGUACUCCUAGCAAAAACAACAACAACAACAACAAAAACCUUUUAAGCAAGAUUCCAUUGAAAAAAGAGUAAGCCACAGCUUACUCAUAAUUAUAGUGCCACAAAAUAAUUGAAAACGCUAAAAACUUUUUAGAUGAGCCAAUUCCUCUGUGCCUUGCAAGAGCUCAGCUCCUAGGAUGAAUCAAUACUUCUGGUUAGCAGACUGCUCUCUUCAAAUCAUUUAAGACAGACGCGCUUUAGGAUGUAACAAAAGGGACUUCACAAGCGGAAGUACGUGCUACUCUGCUUGGCAUUGAACAGUCUAGGAACUAGCAUGGUUGCAUCAACAAUCUUGAAUUGGUAGAAACCUAUUUAAACGAAUCCUACUUAAAUUGCUACUCCAUGGAACUUUAUAAACCAUGUGAAAGGAAUCUUCCAGCAUUAACUACAUCACUGCACUAGACGGCAGGAGAAGAUCGUUUUCCAUUGUCACCUCACCCUGGGAACGUUCCUGGCUCAUUAACCUGUUAGUGACACUGGUUGUCUGCACUGGGAGAUUUCCAUAAUUACCCUAGUCUCCAUAAUUGCACAUGCUCACCAAAGGGCUGAAGAGUAGGGGAGGAGUAUGUUGUAUGUUUGGGCUUUAUCCCCAUUUGGCAAAUCCUUUCCCCUCCCCCCCGCCCUUGCUUCAAAAUAGAUUGAAAGCCCCUUAGUUUGGGAAGCAGAUCUUUUACUAUCAAAAUGAUGUAUUCCAGUGCUGUCAUUUUAAGCACCUGAUACAUCUGAGGGUGAAGACCGUGUUCAUCUGCUACUCAAGAACAUACUUGUCCUGUGCAGUUGUCCAGCUUCCUUUCCUCCUCUUCAUCACCAUAUAAAGAUGAGCCCGACCUGAAAAUGAAUAGUUCACCAAUGUAGGAAUCCCAAAGAACAAAGGCAUAUAUAAAAGCUACUUUCUGCUAUGAUAAAUAGGUAUGGGAACGUGUAGAAUCGGUUUAGCUGAUGGUUAUUUUGUGUAAAAGCGAAUGUCAUGUUGGUUUACACAUAGGAAGACGACAUUUCCAAAAUCAACCACAUUACUAGAAGGCAAGAACAUUGAAUCCGACUUAAUGGGUAACAAGUUCAGUGAUAACCAACAACAGACUAAGCCUGCCUUUAGGAAGCUGCAAACAAACCAUGUGUUUCUGUGCUCCAGUGCAAGCUACGUGACCUUACGGUUGGUUAUGGGAUAAAUGGAGUUUGAGAUAGGGAUUGGCCACCGCUUCUGUGUUCUGUCUUCGAUAGUUUUGUUGGCUGCCUCUGCACCUACCUUAAUGCUAUCCAGUAAUAAGAUUGCUUAAAAAGUUUCGAAAGUAAUUUAGGAAAGAUGAUCCCGGAGGAGGAAGAAGGUGCUUCUGAAUGAUGUGCGAUAAGAGAAUGGACAAAAUACCGUCUAAACACAAUAUUCAAGGAUGCGCUGAAUGUGGACGGAUGGAGAGGACUUGAGAAGCUGUUCGAAAUGAGGUCUUGGAGCCAAACUCUUGUGACUUUGUGCACGAAAGCGGGAUGUCGCAAAGGAUAGGAGAAUACCCAACAUAACCCUGGCCAAGUAUGGGCUGCUUGUUUGGGCAUGGGGAGUUGAAACACGUUCGUGUGUGUGUGUGUGUGUGUGUGUGUGUGUGUGUGUUAACCGAAACAACUUUUUGCUCAACGUACAGCUGGAGAUUAUUAAUCUAGAGAACCCUCUGGGAUUUUAUGCAGAAUGUUGUGUGUAUGUAGGUUUUUCUGACAAAAAGUAGCAAUCAUCAGAGAGGCCUUAACCACUGCCCAACAGGAAUUCUCCAUUGAGAUCCCGUCUUGAACUUAAGCUAGAGUUUAGUCUGAUUUUAAGUCUUGUUCAAGUUUUAUUCAUGAGCUACCUUAUCUCUAGACUAUAUUUGAUCACACUUUCAAAUAUACAUGCCAUGUAAAUAAGAUUUUAAUGCUAAUGAUGACCUUACUUCUAAAUGAUUGCAGUUUUUAAGUAUGUUUGGGCUGCGGUGGCUAAAAACAAAGAUUUAAACAAGCCUAGCUUAACAUGUGGAAUAAAAGUAUUCUAGGUUGCCUUUUUAUAUUGAGAAUACUUUCAUAUUGAAAAAACAGAUGAGGUGUCUUCGUUUUACCCAAGAACCACAAACUACAUCGUUCCAACUUUUAAAUCAAAAUCUUGAAUAAUAGCAUGUGGUAGCACCACAUUUUGAAAACGUACUUAGUUGAUCACAAACACAUUUUCUAAGGAAUUGAGUUUUAUAGAGAUAAUUGAAUGCUUUCAUCUGUAACGGAAUUAGCGGCCUGCAAACCACUGUGGUUUCUUCCUAUGCUCUGAAGUUGUCAAAGGGGACUUUUCCACUGCAAGAUUCUUGUAUAAAGGAAGUACGCAGCAGAGGAAAUUCAGUUUUUAAACUCA
Messenger RNA from Panthera uncia (snow leopard), 12705 nucleotides. It is a transcript of the gene SMAD2, whose product is annotated as SMAD family member 2. Gene Ontology annotation, molecular function: I-SMAD binding; RNA polymerase II cis-regulatory region sequence-specific DNA binding; DNA-binding transcription factor activity, RNA polymerase II-specific. Gene Ontology annotation, cellular component: heteromeric SMAD protein complex. The record is from RefSeq and is a predicted model, not a curated record. The transcript is spliced from 12 exons. Lineage: Eukaryota; Metazoa; Chordata; Mammalia; Carnivora; Felidae. Gene Ontology annotation, biological process: transforming growth factor beta receptor signaling pathway; anatomical structure morphogenesis; SMAD protein signal transduction. The coding region runs from base 351 to 1754 and encodes 467 amino acids.